This is a messenger RNA of Nasonia vitripennis (jewel wasp), 2319 nucleotides long. RefSeq names its product chromo domain-containing protein cec-1-like. Lineage: Eukaryota; Metazoa; Arthropoda; Insecta; Hymenoptera; Pteromalidae. The transcript has 8 exons. Bases 710 to 1621 code for a protein of 303 amino acids. The record is from RefSeq and is a predicted model, not a curated record.
CAUCUUCUUCUACAAGUUUUUGCAAAAGUUGAGGACCUUUUUAAACUUCCGUGCGAUUCAUCUUUAGUCGAUAUUUUUCUUUGCUCUCUACCGAUUCCAGAAUUGACGUUAGUUCCUCUGAAUCAAGUAAUGGCUAAGUGUUUCAGGAUGCCUUACUGGUCUCCAGAAAUUCAGAGAAUUGAACCUAGUUCUGAAUUUUUUGUCGUCGUAAAAAUGAUGUCUACGAGCUUAGAAAAUUAAAUCUUUAUUUUAAAGCGUACUUCUUUUUUUCUUUUGUUUCGUAAUUGAUUCCUUUUCGUUAUCGUUAUGUUUCCCUAGAAUGGCUGACAAGAAAAGAAAGAAUGUUGGAGUGCUUCCAACUGAUAUCGCAUCAGCCAAGCUUACGAACAAGAUGAGCUCUUUCUCCAUCUCAACGGGUAGCUUGGGAAGAAGUGCUUUUUCUCUCUCUCGACCGCUGCUGAAACAACAGCAGCAGCAGCAGCAACCUCUCCAGCAAAAGCCCCUACAGCAGCUACAGCAGUAGCAGCAACCACUUCCUCGUAAAACGGUGUAACAGCAACAACAACAACCACCGCAGCGGAAAACUCUGCAGCAGCAGCAACCACUACCAGCAGCAGUCAUACGUAAUAAUGUGUUGAAUAAAUCACCACGAGAGACAUUGGACUCCAUAAACAGAAGACUCGCAAAGUUGGAAGGAAUCCAAGGCGAGAUGAAAGAUACGCUAAAGCAGUUGGAGGAAGUGACAAGUUUAUUCGAUGAAAGAAUAGAGAAGAUGGGAAAUAAAGUGACAGCGAUUCAUGACAUCCUGAAGGACUUGACAAACGCGAAUUCUUCUGCAGCGAGAACUCGUCCAGAAUUUUUGUCCUUCAAAACAACGGCUGACAUCGUGGCUUUUGAUCAUCUCGGUGAUAAUGAGUUUUAUGCUCUCGUCUGUUACUUGAGAUACCUUAGAGGUGCAAAUGAAAUCGAUGCUGCCGCGAUCUAUUUCAAAUCCUGCUUGAAAUUUGGCGACGAUUUGUUCCGAAAUCUGACUUGGCAUGGAUCCAAGUCCGACAAUACUAUUUUGGCGUUGAAAUACACGCGUUUCGCUUUAGUCUGCAGUGAGGCUAUGCCCGUCAUCAAGAAGAUAUUCAGGAAGCCGAAUGAGACGGAAUAUUCGAGUGCGAUGACGAAGGCUUUAAAGAGCGCUAAGGAAGCCAAUCGUCGUCAACUAAGGAGAAAGGUAUCACCGGCCGAACAAUUGCUUCCCAAGAGGCAACGGCAACAAUAUCCGCCGCAGAACAACGCGGCAUGUAUGGAGGAGGACGACGCAGAUCUUGAGGCCGGACAUCAGCCCAUGGACCAACAGCAGCCUAACGACGAAGACCGGUACAGCGAUCAUGAGCUGUUCGACGAUACGCAGGUCAUCGAUGAAGAACAAGAGGAAGAGGGAGGAGAAGAAGAAAAUGCACAAGGAGAAGAAGAAGAAGAACAAGAUGCACAAGGAGAAGAAGAAGAUGUACAAGAAGAAGAAGAAGAUGAAGAAACACAAGGAGAAGAAGAAGAAGGAGAGGAACAAGAAGAAGAGGAAGUAGGAACGAAACAGCAGAGAGAAGAAUCGGACGAGGAUUUCUUCCCAUAAUGGGCUGUUAUAAUUUUUAUUAUUGAUUGUUAUUUAUUUCAUCCAUGUACUUUCUUUGCAGCAUAAUAGAAAAAUAUAGAUCGAUUUUGAUUUUUGUUUCUUCAAAGAAAUUUUUUUAAAAAAGUUAUCUAUAUUUUUUUAUCUUAACGCUCCCUUACAGUUUUUUGUUCAUUAUUAGUUUUUCCUUUUAUAUUAUUUUAUUUCCUAUUCCGUGUUUUUUUUUUUGUAUGCAACUAGUGUUGAAAGUGUAAGAGAGCGUUGGAGGGGCUAUUGACAUUGGUUGAGCCUCACGGAAGGGGGCGACGGUGGGGCCCCCUUCACCAACCCCCAAAAACAAAAAUUUAUACAAUUUAUUUGUCCAAGGUUACACUAACGAUGCCAUGGUACAACAGCAAUGAUGACGAUCUCAAUAACGUUUACUUGCAGUUUUCUAACAAUGGAAGUUUGCUCAUCAGGUCCUCUUAUUUUAUUUACUUUUUCUAAAUUUGUUUGAUCGAUUGUUUUAUCAAUAUUUUGUCAUUUUCUCUUUUGGAGGUCAUCGCUUUUUCUAGAUCAGCAACAGCAGCACGCAGAUGUAUUGGUGGAUAAGUCGCUGCCAGCUUAAAUUUACAGCAGCUGAGGACUAGGAGCAUCGCAGCAGCAGGUAGAUGCACUAGAAUUACCAGUGAUAGGAGCAAUGGGACAUACAUGUAAUGAAU